CGCUGCUGGAGCGGGAGAGCGGCAGCCGUGUGGAGCCCCGGGCCGGGCGGGCUGAGGAGCCGCCGCUAUGGUGUUUUACUUCACCUCCAACGAUACACUCUGAACCACCUGGAUGUUGAGGGGGUUUUGCCCAGAAGGCUGUUCUUUGCUGGAUAAUCUUCCAUGGAAAGCAGUGGAAAUGCCACAUUCCAAAGUCUGUUGAAGUAUUUGGGACAAAAUCUGGAAGAAAUGCAAAACCAUCUUCCUUCGGCCCCCAGGAGAGAAAUGGGAUGGAUGGAUGGAUGGAUGGAUGGACGGAGCAGUUUUCAUUCUAAUUUCUGUGACCAAGACUGGUGCGUUUGUCAUUCCUUGCACAGUUUGUCCAAACCCCUUUUGAUUUGUUUUCCUCUUUCUAUCCCUCAGUUGUUCCUUCUGUUUACACCAUUUACAUGGGAAAAGAUAAGUACGAAAAUGAAGAUCUAAUAAAGUAUGGCUGGCCUGAAGAUAUCUGGUUUCAUGUGGAUAAGCUCUCUUCCGCGCAUGUGUACCUUCGGUUACACAAGGGGCAGACGGUGGAUGACAUUCCUAAAGAAGUUUUGAUAGACUGUGCCCAUCUAGUGAAGGCGAAUAGCAUUCAAGGUUGCAAGAUGAACAACGUCAAUGUUGUAUACACGCCAUGGACUAACCUGAAGAAGACUGCAGACAUGGAUGUGGGGCAGAUUGGCUUUCACAGGCAGAAGGAUGUGAAAAUGCUGACAGUGGAGAAGAAGGUGAACGAGAUCCUGAACCGGCUAGAGAAGACAAAAGUGGAGCGCUUCCCAGACCUGGCGGCUGAGAAGGAAGCCAGGGACAGAGAGGAGAGAAAUGAGAAAAAAGCCCAGAUCCAAGAGAUGAAGCGGAAGGAAAAGGAAGAGAUGAAGAAGAAGAAAGAGCUGGAAGAACUUAGGAGCUACUCAUCCUUAAUGAAGGCUGAGAACAUGUCCUCCAAUCAGGUAAGACUGCCCACAGAAACCUUUCAGACAGCUGAAAUUCAAUGCGGGAUCAUGAUGGUACAGCUCCCGCAUUGCAGUCUGGUUUUGGUGACUCCUGCAUGACAGAGCACAUCUCUGUCACCCCUUCUCGGUGAAGGACACUGUCACUUUCCUCCACUUUCCGAGAGGGCCCUAUUGCUUGUAUGUCAGCCAGGAGGAGUCUGUGCUGCUGGAAGUGUGUGCAAAGGUCCUCCCAGUCCCCUUCCCACCCAAGUGAAAGAACAGAUGGAGUCUGAAGUGGGGCACCAGGCUUGACUCUCCUUGUGAGCUGUUUGGGCAUAACCUGGCUCGUGAGCUGAGGAGGUCUCCCUAAUGGCAACCAUGACCUGCAUAUGCCACCUUGUUACUUCAAGGGGGGGGGGAAAUGCACAUUUUUAACAAGAAGUAAACUGGAGGUGUAAGGACAACAGUUUGGGGAGGGAUGAAUAUAGGUGCUGAGGGGCAGAAGAGGAAGCUUGAAGGGAUGUGCUUGCAGAGAGCAAGCAGGUGUUGGCCUGGGACUGAAGCAGUAUAACAUGGCUGCAGUCUGACGGUGGAAAAGGAGCCAAAAUGGAGAGGAACGCAGGCCAGCAGGAGGGAAAUGAGGAGGUGGGUCACAGGAGGGCUGGGGGCUGAAGUUCAGAAGAGGCCCUGGUGUGCACUGGAUGCACCUGUGCUUUGCCUGAGGUCUGGCACGUCUGCAGCUUCCUCCUUGGUGGGACCUUGAGUGAAUGGAUCUUGGAGCUCCUCUGAGUCACCCUCAGUUCAAAAUCCACCUUUCGUAUCCUAGUUCCUGACUAACUGCUUAGAGGAGUGUGUGGUUUUCAAGAAUCCUUGCUUUUCCUCCUGGUUGGCAUGCAGAUGCCCUUUGAAACUUGAA
Haliaeetus leucocephalus (bald eagle) is the source of this 1869-nucleotide messenger RNA. It is a transcript of the gene CCDC25, whose product is annotated as coiled-coil domain containing 25. NCBI's taxonomy places the organism in Eukaryota, Metazoa, Chordata, Aves, Accipitriformes, Accipitridae. The transcript has 8 exons. The record is from RefSeq and is a predicted model, not a curated record. Bases 429 to 1073 code for a protein of 214 amino acids.